CCUACCCCAUUAUUAAUAAUCCUACAAAUUUGUUGGACUAAUUAUGCAUUGGAUUAAUAAUCAUAAAUUAAAAUGUUAAAACAAACAUAGGAUAAUUGAGCCUACGAAUUAAUAAUCUCAAUCUCAUACUCUAAUCCAUCCAAUCAAACAUGCUCUGGGAGUGUUAUUACCGUCUUAAAAUUAUUUUUCCUCCUCUCGUAAAGGUACAACCGGAGUAAAGCAGUUCAAAAAUAAAACUUAUACUGCUCAUAAUAUUCUUCAUGUGUUCAUGGCUACCAAGAGACUUGAACCAUACUAUGGACCAAAAUUACUCAAAACAAUAUAAAAUACAUAUAAAUAUAUAGAAAACUCUAUCUACAAUCUCUCAUCUUUUCCAUCUCCCCUUCGUGCAUCUCCUUCCCUUUAGAAAACCAUAGGUAUAUAUAGGACUUAGGUAUUAAGACUUAAAUACAUAUAAUUAUAUAGUUAUAAAACGUCAUAAUAAUAUUUAUAUUGAAUGUGAUUGUUUAGCAAGAGUCUGGUAGUCUAAUUCAGACCCAAAAAAAAUUUAAAAAGAAAAAAAUUUAAAAAAAAUUUAAAAAAUUGUGUAGAUGAAUCAUUGCUAAUAAUAUGUCUGUUUGUGUUUUUAUUUAUUUAUUUUUAUUAAGACUUUUGACCACCCAUAUCUCACCAUGAUCUUUUCUUUUGAGGACACCAUUGAAUUUACAGAAAGAAACAAAGAGAAGCAAACAUGGCCGUCGUUGAUGGGAAGAAGGAAUAUCCAAGCAAACUCACACUGUAUGUCAGUAUAACAUGCUUGAUUGCAUCUACGGGUGGUCUCAUCUUGGGUUACGAUAUUGGAAUUUCUGGUGGCGUGACGUCUAUGGAUUCAUUCUUGAUGAAGUUUUUUCCAUCUGUGUAUGAAAAACAAAAGGCAGAUAGUUCGACGAACCAGUACUGUAAAUUUGACAGUUUCACUCUCACUAUGUUCACUUCUUCUCUGUACUUGGCUGCUCUGUUAUCGUCGCUUGUUGCUUCGACAGUGACGAGAAAAUUGGGAAGAAAAUCGUCGAUGCUGUUAGGAGGUGUACUGUUCUGUGCUGGAGCUCUCAUCAAUGGGUUUGCUCAAGCUGUCUGGAUGCUAAUCGUUGGUCGUAUUUUGCUUGGUUUUGGUAUUGGAUUCGCCGGUCAGUCUGUGCCACUAUACCUCUCUGAAAUGGCCCCCUACAAGUACAGAGGUGCACUGAACAUUGGAUUUCAAUUGUCCAUCACAAUUGGUAUACUAGUAGCCAAUGUGUUGAAUUACUUCUUCGCCAAGAUCAAAGGCGGUUGGGGAUGGCGUUUGAGUUUAGGGGGUGCUGUGGUCCCUGCCCUCAUAAUCACAAUUGGAUCAUUAGUUCUUUCUGAGACACCCAACUCAAUGAUUGAGCGUGACAAGACUGAGGAAGCCAAAUCCAAACUCAAAAGAAUUUGCGGCAUUGAUGAUGUUGAUGAGGAGUUCAACGAUCUUGUUGUGGCUAGUGAGGCAUCUAAGAAGGUGGAGCAUCCGUGGAGAAACCUUUUGCAACGAAAAUAUAGACCCCACCUUACCAUGGCCAUCCUCAUUCCCUUCUUUCAACAACUUACUGGCAUUAAUGUCAUUAUGUUCUACGCACCGGUUCUAUUCAAAACAAUUGGUUUUGGAAGUGAUGCCUCACUCAUGUCUGCUGUGAUCACCGGUAGUGUGAAUGUUCUUGCAACUUUUGUAUCAAUUUAUGGUGUUGAUAAGUGGGGAAGGAGAUUUUUAUUCUUCGAGGGGGGUAUUCAAAUGCUCAUCUGCCAGGUGGCAGUUGCAGCUUGCAUUGGUGCUAAAUUUGGAAUAGAUGGGAACCCUAGUGAGUUGCCCAAGUGGUAUGCUAUUGUUGUGGUGCUUUUCAUAUGCAUCUAUGUUGCCGGUUUUGCAUGGUCUUGGGGGCCUCUUACUUGCUUGGUACCUAGUGAAAUUUUCCCACUCGAAAUCCGUUCUGCAGCACAGAGUGUUAAUGUUUCGGUCAACAUGAUUUUCACAUUUGCCAUUGCUCAAGGCUUUUUAACAAUGCUCUGCCACUUGAAGUUCGGUUUGUUCCUUUUCUUUGCGUUCUUUGUGGUGGUGAUGACCAUCUUUGUGUACUUCUUUUUGCCCGAGACAAAGAACAUCCCAAUUGAAGAGAUGUCGAUUAUAUGGAAGGACCAUUGGUUCUGGUCAAGGUUCAUGACCGAUGUUGAUGAUUAUCCUGCGAAAGGAGCUAUUGAGAUGGGCAAGGAAGGUGGAGUGACAUCUAUGGAAUCAUUUUUGAAGAAGUUCUUUCCAUCUGUGUACGAGAAGCAAAAGGCGGAUAGUUCGACAAACCAGUACUGUAAAUUUGACAGUUUCACUCUCACUAUGUUCACUUCAUCUCUGUACGUGGCUGCUUUGUUGUCCUCACUCGUCGCAUCAACGGUGACCAGAAAACUGGGCAGAAAGUUGUCGAUGCUGUUUGAAGGUACUGUUCUGUGCUGGAGCUCUCAUCAAUGGGUUUGCUCAAACAGUCUGGAUGCUAAUUGUUGUUCGUAUUUUGCUUGGUUUUGGUAUUGGAGUUGCUAAUCAGUCCGUGCCACUAUAUCUCUCUGAAAUGGCCCCGUACAAGUACAGAGGUGCACUCAACAUUGGGUUUCAAUUGUCAAUCACAAUUGGUAUAUUGGUGGCCAAUGUGUUGAAUUACUUCUUCGCCAAUCAAAGGCGGUUG
Messenger RNA from Camellia sinensis, 2723 nucleotides. The record is from RefSeq and is a predicted model, not a curated record. Lineage: Eukaryota; Viridiplantae; Streptophyta; Magnoliopsida; Ericales; Theaceae.